AUGACAACAGGAGCAACAAGAGUUUAUAUUGGACGUCUUGCUAGAGAUGCUCGUGAGCGUGAUGUUGAAAAGCUGUUUCGUGGAUAUGGUACCAUCAAAGAAAUAAAAUUAAUGAAUGGAUUUGGCUUUGUUGAAUUUCGAGACCAUCGUGAUGCUGAUGAUGUUGUUUACAGUUUUAACGGUAAAAGUUUUAUGGGUGAAAAAGGAGAACGUAGAAGACGUGAACGUGAUGAUCGUAGAGGGGACAGAGAUGACCGCAGAGAUAGGGACAGGGAUAGGGAUGAUCGUCGACGAGACGACCGUGGUGACAGAGAUCGUGGCAGGUUUGCACCACCUCAGAGAAAUCCUCACUAUCGUUUAAUUGUGGAAAAUUUGUCUUCAAGCUGUAGCUGGCAGGAUCUCAAGGACCUAAUGCGAAAAGCUGGUGAAGUAACCUUUGCAGAUUAUAUGAAAAAUGCAAUCAAAAAACUUGAUGACACUGAAUUAAAAGGAAAACAUAUUAUUCUUCGUGAAGCUCCGGAUAACGAUGUUGAUCGUGAGCGUCGUAGAAAUUCGCGGUCUCGUUCAAAAUCACCACACCGUCGUCGUUCUCUAUCUCAUUCCCCACCACGUCGUCGUCGUUCUUCCUCAAGAUCCAAGUCACCAGUUUCUAAUGGAAAAGAUAAUGGUUCUCGUUCCCCUUCGCCUCAUCUUAGAAAUGAAGAAUCUCCUAAAAGAAGUAGUGAACCACCUCAUGAAGAAGAGGACAAGUAA
Molecule: messenger RNA, 753 nt
Organism: Entrophospora candida
Lineage: Eukaryota; Fungi; Glomeromycota; Glomeromycetes; Entrophosporales; Entrophosporaceae
Source: the annotation of a GenBank genome assembly